Messenger RNA from Rhopalosiphum padi (bird cherry-oat aphid), 1422 nucleotides. RefSeq names its product zinc finger MYM-type protein 1-like. NCBI's taxonomy places the organism in Eukaryota, Metazoa, Arthropoda, Insecta, Hemiptera, Aphididae. The annotation marks the transcript as partial. The record is from RefSeq and is a predicted model, not a curated record. The transcript has a single exon.
UUAGAAUUAAAUUUGAAGUUAGAUUAUCCGACUGAUAGAGGACAUUUUAAAGGACCUAUAAUAGACAGUAAACUUAAACGAACCAUUUUGACUUAUGGGCCUUGUAGACCGUUAAUACAGUUUCCCUACAGAAUUAUACAUGGCAAUAAUAGAAAAUUUUCAGUCGAUUAUUACAAUAUGAAAACUAAAACUGGUGUUCUAAUUCCCCGUCUUUGGCUCUGUUACUCUGUGAAAUUAGAUAAAGUAUACUGUGAAACGUGCUGGCUUUUUGUAGAUUACAAUCAUCGAAAUUUUAAGUCAGAAUGGGUUGAAGGCAUUGAUGAUUGGCAGCAUUUGUCCCAAAAAAUAAUUUCUCAUGAAAUAUCAGGUCCUCAUUUAGAUGCAAUGCAACUUAGACUUGUAUGGACAAAUAACUGUACUAUUGAUAAAGAGUUGGAAGUUCAAAUUUCUAAUGAAGCUAAAUACUGGAGAGAUGUUUUGGGAAGAAUAAUUAAAAUAAUUUUAAGUCUUACUGCUGGUAAUUUGGCACUCCGUGGUAAUGAAACCAAGCAAUUUUGUGAGGGAAAUUUUCUUAGAACAGUAAAACUAUUUGCAGAAUUUGAUCCACUUUUAAGAACAGUCCUUGAUAAAAAAGAUGGUCAAAUUAAAUAUCUAAGUCCAGCUAUUCAGAAUGAGUUAAUUGAAAUUUUAUCAUGUAAUUUAAGGAAAAUCAUUUGUGAUGAAAUAAAAAUCUCUACUUUUUUUUCUAUAAUUGUUGACUCAACUCAAGAUAUUACAAAGUUAGACCAAGUCAGUAUUAUAAUUCGUUAUGUUACUAUUGAUUAUAUUAAGCAUACUGUUUGUAUAAAAGAGUCGUUUCUUGGAUUUUAUGCAAUUGAUCAUCAUGGUGCCAAAGACUACACAAAUCUCAUAAUAAAUGUCCUCUCUCAGUUGGGCUUAGAUAUUUCUAAAUGUCGAGGUCAAGGGUAUGAUGGUGCUGCAGUGAUGAGUGGUAUUUAUAGUGGUGUUCAAAAACGUAUUCAAGACAUAGUACCAAAUGCUCACUUUGUUCAUUGUUGUGCUCACAACUUGAACUUAGUAAUUUGUGACUCUGCUAAAAGUUCAGACACAGUUCGGCGUUUUUUUAUUACUGUACAAGCAGUUUUCAAUUUUUUUAGUAGUUCAGCUCCUAGAUGGGCUUUAUUAGCGUUGGGAGAAGAAAAUACCUUAAAAGUUCAUAAAACUGUUCUCAAAAAAGUAUGCGCAACACGUUGGGAAGCUCGACACCAAGCUAUAUUUGCAUUAAAAGAAAGAUUUAAUGACGUAUUGAUCACAUUAACAAAAAUUACUCUUACAACAACAAAUGGUGAUGAAAGAAAUGUUAGCAAAAGUAUACGCUCCAAAUUGGAUUCUGUAGAAUUUGUUUUACUUUUAUGUUUGUGA